AUGGUGUUUAAAUUCACAAUAGAUAAUGUUCUAAAUCCAUAUAUUCCAAAGAACAACAUAUCAAAACUUCCUAAACCUAUAUCAAAAUUAUUAGGAGGAUCAAAUAAAUUAGCACCAGUAUCGGAUUAUUAUAUUUGGUUAGAAAUUUUAAUUGCUUCAUUUGGAGGUGUUGGAUUAUUAGAAGGAAUUUUUAAAAAUUCCAAUAUUUUUACAAAUUAUCAUCAUGCACCAAUUAUAAUUGCAUCAUAUGGAGCAACCGCAAUAUUAUGUUUUAAUGCAUCUCAAGCACCAUUAGCACAACCUAGAAAUAUCUUAAUUGGACAUUUUAUAUCAUCUUUAAUUGGCAUUGGGAUACAAAAAUUGUUUAGUUUAAGUGAAAUGGGUAGAAAUCAUUAUUGGGCAAGUGGUGCAUUAAGUGUUGGAAUUUCAAGUGUUGUUAUGUCAAUUGGAAAUUGUGUACAUCCACCAGCUGGUGCUUCUGCUUUAUUACCUAGUAUUGAUGAAGAAAUUAGAUUAAUGAGUUGGUGGUAUUUACCAGUACAAAUAAUUUCGAGUGUUUUAAUGAUUGUUGUUGCUUGUAUUACUGGGAAUGUAUUUAGAAGAUAUCCUGUUUAUUGGUGGUCUCCUGCUGAAGUUGGACAAUGGUGGACUAGAAAUAAUUUAGAAAAAGAUCAAGAAAGUGAAAUUAGUAUGGAAGAAGAAGAUGUUGCUACUCAAUUGGGUGUACGUGAAGCUGAUAUUAUAAGAACUCCUGGUAUAAAAACAAUUACUAUCACUGCUACUUCAGUUAUACUUCCUGAUGGUUUAGAAUUUGAUGAAAUUGAUGCUGAUUGGUUGGAAGGUAUGCGUAGUAAAUUACUGAAAUUAAACAAUUAG
Molecule: messenger RNA, 876 nt
Organism: Candida tropicalis MYA-3404
Lineage: Eukaryota; Fungi; Ascomycota; Pichiomycetes; Serinales; Debaryomycetaceae
Exons: 1
Coding region: 1-876 (291 amino acids)
Source: RefSeq, a predicted model, not a curated record